AUGAACCAAUCUGUCGAGGGAGAAAGUGCAACGCUGGACGCGGGCAGAGGAAACAUGUCGAAAACACCCAAACGACCUCAAGAAGGCACCAAAGUCGUGCGUAAUGAGAACGAAGAGACCCAUGAAACUCCAGCAGCAGUAGUAAAAAAGGACCCCUUGGAAGCUGAAUUCGCCAGGUUCCACAAGCUGUCAUUGCUGGCCACGUCGACAUUCGUUCUAGCGUGCUUAACCGUGCCUUGUUGUGUCGCUUUCAUCGGCUUCCUCUGGUCCAACCCCAAUGGCACCGGGAAUAACGAAAUAUGGCUCAAGAUAGUCUUGCAUGGCUGGGUUUUGAAGUCUCUCACGAUGAGUACCGUGGUUCUACGUGUUGCCAUCGGUGCCCAAACACGCAUCGCAACCUCAAUGCUAGCCAGCAUCGUGAUGGAGACGAAAGGUGUUGCUCUACACAGAUCAGCGGCUGUUUCCGCAUUGCGUUAUGUCAACAACGGGCCGCAGAGCCUUACUUUCGCCCUGCGAGAUACUUACUCCCACGCUGGGCCAUGGGCGCUGGUCACUUUGCUUCUCUACCUCACAACACUUGCUUUGCAGUUCGGAUCAACAAUACUGGUGGGAGAUCUCGCUAUUGGAUCGCUCAUUGACCAUGGCAAGACUGGGACCACUCUUUCGGCACUAUCCUGGUCAGCAGCAAUUGGUCAGUACAAUGCCACCAGACUAAGUCGACAGACUUCAUACUGGGACCAUUUUCUUCCGAACUUUCCAGUCUUUGCCGAGUAUCGUGAGAAUCCAUCUUCGAGCGAGAUCUUGUCCGACAACCCAGUGAGAGAUACAGGAACGACUCUGAGAAGCUUUCUACCCUUCUCAAACCAGUCCGAGCGAACGAUGAUUCACUCGUAUAACGGCACUGCUACUGUACAGGACUCGAGGGUCGUGUGCGUCAGGCCAAAACUUCACCCACAUUUCAGUAUUGGCUUCGAAUCCACUAAGUUGGGCUACCUUUUGAACGGCACCUUGGUGCCAGAAUCUGUGCCUCCUGGCCUCAUACUUGGAGAGCAGCCAGCUCUGACUGCCGGUCUACUGCCUGUUACAUACGACCUCGACACAAAAGAAUUCCACAGUUCUUCUUCAGUGAACCUGAGUUGGAGCCAACAGAUUCCUUUUGCUUGUGGUGUUGAUGAAUGGGCUAUCGCCCAACACUUCAUGUACUCUGGCCCAACUUUGGUUUCCUCUUUGGACCCACGUUAUCCAAACAUAGCCGCAAAUGCAGCUUCUUUGAACUUCACCGCGGAGAACCCGGAUUACCUUGCCUGGAACCUGACCUACUAUCAAGAAGGAGACGACGUCCGAUUAAUGACCGGUAGGAGCUACGAGCUGCUCAAUGUGACAGCUGCCGAUCCCGGCUACAAGACCAACAGGUUCUUCAGCCCAGACCAAGAACACAAUAAGCUCGUAAUUAGACCCCAAGGCGAAUGGCUGGUAUUCACAAUUCCCGAUAUCCCAGAUUUUCAGCUUUCUGUGUCUCUCUGUUUCGACUCGUUCUUCUCGAUCAACGCCAAAGUCAACUCGACAAUAGCACAGCCUGGAAAUGAGCCCUCUCUUGGGACUUGGAAUGCAUCGAGCGGGCUUUUAGACACGACUCAAGUACGCGAGCAACUCGAUGCGCUUCCGGACCAGAACCAAAGUCCCCACGAUCGAGGUGUCAUGAGCCUCGAGACCGACGCAGAGCAACUGAGAGACCAGGUCCAAGAUUGGUAUGUCGAGGCCAAGAACCAGAACGCGGAGAACAUAUCGUUUCCAACACAAAAUUUCCUCGCCAUGGCCAGCAAAGACACGUACUCCUGGGGGAUACGAAUGUGCAACGGAUGCCAAUUGUUCUGGCCCGAUAAGUACACGUACAACAUCACCUAUGUUAACAACGACGACCUCCAGGUGCAAAUUUUCCAGGAGGUGAUUCGGUCUACAAGGGAUACCGCCAAGGCAUGGCAGGCACGCUACACCAUCCUCGGUCGCUUGGCUUACUAUGAGACACUACCAUAUUACGAUGUUGAAACUGCUUCCUCGGUGGCAUCCUUCAGGAAUAUACAGUUCCCCCAGUCUAGCAGGGGCCUGGUAACCGUUUGUACCAUGCUCUGUGCACAUGUUGGCUUGAUAAUUUUGAUCACAACUACUUUUCUGACCAAGACCAGGGUGUCCCGAAUUGGCGAUAACGCGUGGCUCAAUUUAGUUCAGGCUGACUUAGCGCCUAUGGAAAGCAUUUUCAAGGCUUCCUCGACGAUGAAGGACAGUGACGUGGAGAAGGAAGCUGUUGCGCAAGGAUUGAACCGCAGAAUCAUACGUCUUGGGUGA
This is a messenger RNA of Diaporthe batatas, 2343 nucleotides long. RefSeq lists its product as uncharacterized. Bases 1 to 2343 code for a protein of 780 amino acids. NCBI's taxonomy places the organism in Eukaryota, Fungi, Ascomycota, Sordariomycetes, Diaporthales, Diaporthaceae. The transcript has 2 exons. The record is from RefSeq and is a predicted model, not a curated record.